Molecule: messenger RNA, 4071 nt
Organism: Eublepharis macularius
Lineage: Eukaryota; Metazoa; Chordata; Lepidosauria; Squamata; Eublepharidae
Gene: MYSM1
Product: Myb like, SWIRM and MPN domains 1
Exons: 20
Coding region: 12-2438 (808 amino acids)
Biological process (GO): double-strand break repair
Cellular component (GO): BRCA1-A complex; BRISC complex
Molecular function (GO): polyubiquitin modification-dependent protein binding; metallopeptidase activity
Source: RefSeq, a predicted model, not a curated record
GAAGAGCCAGUAUGGAGGCAGUUGAAGAGGCAGACGUCGAUGUCGAAGGGGAUGUGACGGCCCUUGGAGAAGCGCGGUCGGGAAGCUGUGACAACCCAUCAUCCAGUUUACUCCAUGAUCACUACCUUAACUCAACUUGGAGAACUGAUACUGGUCUUCCUUGGAGUCUUGAUAGUACAAUUAGUGAAGAAAACAAGGCUGCCAUUGAGAAGAUGUUGUUGGAAGAAGAAUACUAUCUAUCUAGUAAAUCACCUUCAGAUAGACUUUGGCGUGACUCGAAGGAAAGUGAUAAAAAGUGUGUUAAAAGUCCUCACAAGAAAGACAGAAGAAUCACCAUAUGUUCACCUACAAAAUCAUCUACUGUGUCAUUAAAGUGGACCCUGGAAGAAAAAGAGUUAUUUGAACAAGGACUGGCUAAGUUUGGCAGAAGGUGGACGAAAAUAGCCAUGAUGAUUAGUAGUCGCAAUGUUCUUCAAGUAAAGAGCUAUGCCAGACAAUACUUUAAGAACAAGACAAAAACAGAUGGCUUGCAAAAAAUGGAACAUCUGUGCUUCAGUGCUCCGAUUCCUACUAGCAAUGAGAAUGAAGAAGAGAAAGAAGUGUUAUGUGCACCUACAUAUUUAAGAGGUCGGGCAGACCCUAAUCUGAAUGCAGUAAAAAUUGAAAAAUUAUCAGAUGAUGAAGAAGUAGACAUCACAGAUGAAAUGGAUGAGCAUCUUUCUUACGCACCUCAGCAGGAAUCUGGGAGAUCUGAGCUAUUAGAUAAUACAAAGAGUCCAGCUGAACAAACCAGUUGGACAGAUCCCAUUUUGGAUCCAGCUGUUCUCCUAACUACAAGACUUAAUACAAAGCCAGAACACAGUGAAGUUGAAAGUCCAGAAAGUGCAAUGUUAAGCUGUGAAAAAAAUGAUUGUGAACCUAUGAAAUCAAAUCAUCCCAAGUCUACCAGUUGGUUUUCUAAUUCAGAACGUUGUGGAGAACAGGAUGACUUGAUUGACAGCAGUGUCAUUUUCCAGUCUUCUGACCAAAUGGAAGAGGAGAAUCAGAUUGGUGCAGAGCUUAAGCCACCGGACCAAGAAGUGGAAAUUGAUAAAAAUACCAUAUUAGAAGAAGAAAAGCAAGCAAUACCGGAAUUUUUUGUGGGCCGUCAGGCAAAAACACCUGAGCGCUACUUGAAAAUUAGGAACUAUAUUUUAGAUCAGUGGGAAAGAAUCAAACCAAAAUACCUGAAUAAAACGUCAGUACGCCCAGGACUAAAGAACUGUGGUGAUGUAAAUUGCAUAGGCCGGAUACACACAUACCUGGAAUUAAUAGGAGCAAUUAACUUUGGCUGUGAGCAAGCUGUAUAUAACAGGCCACAGUCAGCUGACAAAAUACGGCUGAAGGAAGGCAAGGACACUAUAGAAGCAUAUCGACUUGUGCAACGGCUACAGUCUAUGCGUACAAGGAGGCGGCGAGUCAGGGACCCUUGGGGCAACUGGUGUGAUGCCAGAGAUUUGGAAGGACAGACAUUUGAGCAUCUCUCUGCUGAAGAGUUGGCUAAGAGGCGAGAAGAUGAAAAGCAUAAACCACCAAAAACAUCUAAAGGACUAAGACACAACAAAAGUUCAUUUGAUCCCUUUCAGCUGAUUCCUUGCUGUUCCUUCAGAGGAGAAAAAUCAGAGCCAUUCCAAGUAACAAUUGCACCAGAGGCACUUCUGAUUAUGGAUAUGCAUGCUCAUGUUUCAAUGGCAGAAGUCAUAGGUCUGCUAGGUGGAAGAUAUUCUGAAACUGAUGGAAUAGUCCAAAUAUAUACAGCAGAACCAUGCAAUAGCCUCAGUACAGGAUUACAAUGUGAGAUGGAUCCUGUAUCUCAAACGCAGGCAUCAGAAACACUUGCUGCUAGAGGUUACAGCAUUAUUGGGUGGUAUCAUUCUCACCCUGCAUUUGACCCCAAUCCUUCAAUACGAGAUAUUGAUACACAGGCUAAAUACCAGAAUUAUUUCUCCAGAGGUGGUUCAAUGUUUGUUGGAGUGAUCAUAAGUCCCUAUAAUCAAAAUAAUCCACUUCCAUAUUCCCAGAUUACAUGUCUCAUAAUCAGUGAUGAGAAUAGUUCUGAUGGCUCCUACCGCUUGCCCUACAAGUUUGAAGCGCAGCAGAUGUUGGAAGAACCUCACUGGGAAUUAGUGCUGGAAAAAACGCAGUGGAUAAUUGAAAAAUACAGGAUGUCUCAUAGUUGUGUGCCCAUGAACAAAAUCUUCCACAGAGAUUCAGAUCUGACCUGCUUACAGAAGCUGUUGGAGUGCAUGAGGAAGACGCUGGACCAUGUGGCGAACAGCUUCAUUGCUGAAGAAUUCUUGGCUCAGAUAGAAAACUUAUUCCUCUCAAGCUACAGUAAUGAGAAAUGGAAUAAUACUACUGAAGGGAAUAACAUGUGUCCAAAUGACCUGCCAACAUGAUGAUGAUGAUGAAAAGCGCGAUUGCUUGCUUUCUAAUACAUUGCUGUUCUUGAGUGACAACAUCCAGUAUGGCUAAAGGAAAUGACUUGCACUGAAAGACAAUGUGAAACAGUCAUGACAAACCACCUGAUCUAAUCUUUUGAAAUUAUGGUUGUUAUACUGCAGACAUAUAUAUUUGGAAUUAGAAAGCUACACUAUAGGACCAAGAAGUUAAUGUUCAUAUUCUAUCCUACCGAACUUACAUGUAUCAUUUAGGGAACAUCACUGUACAUUGGGUUUCAGUGUCAGUGUAAAAUGUCUGUUAUCAAACACACUGGUCCUAUUUAUAUUGCAUAUUGCUAACAACAAGGGAGGGGAAAUCAUUUUUAAAGUAGUGAUAACAGGUAUAAUGUGUAUGAAGAUUCUGAGGUUCAAACUAGAUGUAGUGUUGGGAGAUGCAUCUCCUGUGGCUUUUUGUAAGAAAUAACUGAGCUCCCACCCCCCACCCCUUUGGAUUGAGACAGUGGCAAAGAUGAGUAAGGAUGUCCUUUCUCUGCUCGUUUGGGAGCCUCCAAGAUGUGUUAUUUGCUCUGUAGGCAAAAAAAUUAUAGAUACCUUGCAUGAUGCUUGCGUUUUUCCUCUUUUCUCCCACAAUGCAGUUUAUUCAUGGGGGAAAAAAUGCUGGCAAUCCAUUCAUAGUUACCCCAAGGGUGGACUCUCAAGUCUUGAGCAUUUCAUUUGCUGAUCCACAUCCAACCAAUGCAAAAGUCUUGUAGCUCACUCUGCCAUCCCCAAUUGAACAAAGUAAUAUAGGACUAAGACCCCCAGACUAAAUUAUGCUACCUGAAUAUAUUGCACAAAUCUGUAAAACUUUUUCUUCAGAGUAGGAUGUUCUUGUUCAUUUGUCAAGAGCUACAGAAAGAGUUCUGCUGAGCAGAAGUUGGGUUGAUAAUAUUCCCAGACCCCAGGAAUCCCAAACUUGGAUAAUACAUAGGACAGAAAAGAGCAAACAUCUCCCUGCUAAGCAUUUUUAUCAAAUGGAAUCUGAACUUUAUGUACUAAUGGGCUGCAUGUUCCAUUUAAGCUAUUUUGGCUUUAGCUAGUAAGCUAACUUGAGCCUACAAAUUGAGCAUCUUGUGACUAACUUGAAGUAUUUGUAUGGGUAUGUAUAAAGAGAUGUUUCUCAAUAACGGUUCAGAAUCGAUUUGGCUUAAUAAUGGUAUUCAUCUGCUUGUGAAGAUCUCUUGAUUCUAGUGUGCUAGAUACAUCUGUGAUCAUUUUGAAACGUGUUCUGUGUUUUGAUUCAGUAACCUCUCGUUUGUCCAAGAAAGACUCCUGCAAGAUCAUUGCUUUAAAUAGAAUCAGAACCAUAGCUUAAGUUUGGGGAGCUUUUGUCAUAAUUGUAUCUCAAGUAGACAUUAUUAUUGAAUAGUAUAUACAUUAUACUGUAAAUAUGUGUAACAAUGGUGUAAAUAUUGUAUAUUUGUACAGAAACAAAUUACUCACUACUUGAUCCUCAUGUAAAGCACAAUACAGAUAUAUUUACCCAUACGUUUUUACCUAUAAUAGGGGAAGGUUUAUCAUGAAGAUAAUGGAAAAGACUCUUCCUAGCAACAUUGCCCCUUCAGUAAACUGUGUGAAGUUAUUGAAAAUA